AUGGUCAUCCUACAACUCAAGAACCCUGUGCGCUCUGCUCUGGCAUCGCUGGAAUGCCUGGUCGUAUGGACUUCAGCAGGAAAAGUCCGAGGCAGAGUCGUUCAGUACAACAUCACAGGCACCGUCUACAGCAUCAUCGCCUUCUACGGUAUCCCCUUCGCGGAACCUCCCAUCGGCCGGAACCGGUUUAUGGCGCCCAAGUGCGCGAAACCACGCACCGGGGUUUUAGACGCCACAUACAAGAGACCACCUUGCAAGCAGGAGGACAUGCACACGCCAAAAAAGAACCACAUCAUAGACUCCUCCAAUACGACUGAGGAAUGCUUGCACAUAAAUGUAUGGGUACCGGGUACUUGCGCGAAUCCUGAAAAGCAGCGCGCCGUCCUUUUCUGGCUGUACGGAGGCGCGUUCGAGAGCGGCGGGAACAUCUACGACUUCUACGACGGCCGCUUCCUGUCCGGUCUGGGAAACUUGGUGGUCGCGGUGCCCAACUACCGCGUCUCGCUCUUCGGCUUCCUCAACUCGAGCACGGGUCACGACGUGCGGGGAAACAUGGGUCUGCACGAUCAAAUUCUGGCGCUACGGUGGGUUCGCGACAACAUCGGUCGCUUCGGCGGAGACCGCGACAACAUCCUGGUGGCGGGCGACAGAAGAGGCGCCAUAUCGCUGACGCUCCUGAUGGCCAGUCCGCUCGGAUCGCCGUUCACCUUCCGUAGGGUUUACCUCAUGAGUGGCAUCAUGGACACUCUGCUGGUCACUGAGGCGGGCAGCGAGGCACGUGCCGCUUUCAAAGCGAUUGCAGACGCCGCUAAGUGCCAGUCGGAGAAUGCGACCAUUGUGUUGCGCUGUCUUGCGGAGCAAAGCGCCUCGGCACUCUUCGAAGCCUCCGAGGAAGUGCAGAUGCAACUCAGGCCGAGCCGAGAGGGACCCCUGCUUCCCGCCGACGCCAUAAAAAUUGGGAAACGCGACAUUAGCAAUCUCGAAGUUAUGAUGAGCAGUACUCUGAACGAGGCCAUGUCGCUCUUCCAGAACCUUUUGCCGCAGUUUUGGGGCAAAAAGCAGACGGAUCCCAAAGAAACCAUGAGGGCGUUGCUCAAGAUGGGCUUCAGUGGCGUGAACGAGUCGGAUCUUGACAUCAUGCUCAACUUCCUGAGAAAGCAUCACUAUGACGUCGACGACCCGGACUAUAAAGGUUGGGUCGAUCUUAUAGGCGACAUGCUCUUGCGUUGUCCGACGAAGAGUUUCGCAGAUGAGCUGGCGAAAGGCGGCGCGACCGCCUAUUACCACAUCUACGAGCCGAAGCCAUCUUAUUCCUUGUUCGAUGGCGACAGCGCAAGCCACGGCGAAGACGUGCUUGUACUAUUCGGCACAGUAACCUUUCUCUACCCUGAGCUUGCCACGGAUGAGGAAAGAGCCACAACGCUUCGCAUGAUUCGCACACUCUCCAAUUUCGCAAAUAACGGGUCUGUGCCGAAGCUGGUAGACGGCAGUUCGUGGCCGGCGAUUCACAAUGGGUCCACCGACGAAAUCGUGCGGCUCACCCACGCCGGCUAUAACUACGGCAGCAGGCCAGAGCACGACUGUUACCUGGCUGAACAGAUCCACAUAUAUUAUAAAGAACGAGAACAGGACAGCUCGUCACAGCGGGCCAGGACAGGCUUCAGUGUCUUCGACGCGACCCUGUGGCGGGUGGCGGAGUAA
Messenger RNA from Dermacentor silvarum, 1701 nucleotides. RefSeq names its product acetylcholinesterase-1. Gene Ontology annotation, biological process: choline metabolic process; acetylcholine catabolic process. Gene Ontology annotation, molecular function: acetylcholinesterase activity. NCBI's taxonomy places the organism in Eukaryota, Metazoa, Arthropoda, Arachnida, Ixodida, Ixodidae. The record is from RefSeq and is a predicted model, not a curated record. Gene Ontology annotation, cellular component: plasma membrane. The transcript is spliced from 2 exons. The coding region runs from base 1 to 1701 and encodes 566 amino acids.